CGCGCAUUUUGACCAAUUGUCAAAAGUAACAGAAAGUUUGUGAGCGAGCUAAUUGCAAGAAAACAAUAAUUUUAAAUAAAUAGCUUGCAUACGCAAAAACAUUGUUGUUUUGUGAAUUUAAAUUUGAAGCGUCAUCACAAGACAAAUCGGGUUAAAAUGAGUUCCCCAAUUCCUGAUACUCCGUCAGACAGAGAUGGAGCCAGAUCGCGUAUGACAUCGCCGGCUAGGGAGUAUGAAAUGUUUGAAGAUGAAGGUGCUAUACUUGGUGAUAAUCCCGCUGAUGAAGAGGAAGAGGAUGGAGAAGAAUUGUUCAAUGAUAAUAUGGAAGCUGAUUAUCGUCCAAUGCCAGCGUUGGAUCGGUACGAUGCUGAGGACCUGGAUGACGAAGACUAUGAUAACAUGUCAAUUGAUGAUCGCAUGGCGGCUGAACGAGAACUACAGCGGAGGGACAGAGAUGAAGGCAGAAUGAGGAGAGAUGAUAGGGGACUGUUAUAUGAUGAAUCAGAUGAAGAGAGUGGUGAUGCACCUCGUGCAAAACGUCGGAGAGCAGCGGAAAAAGCCGCUACGGGUACAGAAGAGCAGGUAGAAGAAGGUAUAGAGAGUAUUGAAAACUUGGAAGACACCAAGGGUUAUACAACCAAGGAGUGGGUGUCAAUGUUGGGACCUAGGACUGAAAUUGCUAAUAGAUUCAAGAACUUCCUACGCACAUACACAAAUAGUAAAGAACAAUACGUAUACAAAGACCGCAUACGUCGUAUGUGCGAACACAAUCAAGCAUCAUUUCAUGUGGAAUUUGAUGUCCUCGCUCGAAGGGAACAAGUUCUAGCCUACUUCCUUCCGGAAGCUCCUUUUCAAAUGCUACAGAUAUUCGAUGAAGUGGCCAAAGAAAUCGUACUACAGAUAUUCCCAAGCUACGAACGCGUGACGUCAGAGAUUCAUGUGCGGAUUUCCGAUUUGCCACUCAUAGAAGAGUUAAGAACAUUCCGGAAGCUUCAUUUGAACCAGUUGGUUAGGACUGUGGGUGUUAUAACAUCCACUACUGGUGUGCUGCCACAAUUGUCAGUUGUUAAAUAUGAUUGUAACAGAUGUGGAUAUAUUUUGGGGCCAUUUGUUCAAUCUCAGAAUUCAGAAGUGAAACCAGGGUCUUGUCCGGAGUGUCAAAGUGCUGGACCAUUUAUGGUAAACAUGGAACAAACAGUAUACCGCAACUACCAAAAGGUGACAAUACAAGAGUCCCCUGGCAGGAUCCCCGCUGGCCGGAUUCCUAGAAGCAAAGAUUGCAUCCUGUUAGCUGAUUUAUGUGAUAGAUGCAAGCCUGGUGAUGAGGUGGACCUAACAGGAAUAUAUACUAAUAAUUAUGAUGGCUCGUUGAACACAGAACAGGGUUUUCCAGUAUUUGCGACUGUGAUAAUAGCAAAUUACAUAGUUGUUAAAGAUUGUAAGCACAUUGUUGAGUCGUUAACAGAUGAAGAUGUAGCGAAUAUAAUAAAGUUAUCAAAGGAUCCACAAAUUGGAGAGAGAAUUGUUCAGAGUAUUGCUCCGUCUAUAUAUGGACAUGAUUAUAUCAAAAGGGGUUUGGCGUUGGCCUUGUUUGGUGGUGAACCUAAGAAUCCAGGUGAUAAACAUAAAGUGCGAGGUGAUAUAAAUGUGCUUAUAUGUGGAGAUCCAGGGACAGCCAAGUCACAGUUCCUUAAAUACACAGAAAAGAUAGCACCGAGAGCAAUAUUCACUACCGGACAAGGCGCCAGUGCUGUCGGUCUAACUGCCUAUGUGAGGAAGAACCCCACUACAAGAGAUUGGACAUUAGAAGCCGGCGCGUUAGUACUAGCGGACCGCGGAGUGUGUCUCAUAGACGAGUUCGACAAAAUGAAUGACCAAGACAGAACCUCCAUACAUGAAGCGAUGGAACAGCAGUCUAUAUCCAUAUCUAAGGCUGGUAUUGUGACCUCGUUACAUGCUAGGUGCUCGGUGAUAGCGGCGGCGAACCCGAUCGGCGGGCGGUACGACGCGUCGCUGACGUUCUCCGAGAACGUGAACCUCGCCGACCCGCUGCUGUCGCGCUUCGACGUGCUGUGCGUCGUGCGCGACGAGCCGCACCACAUGCAGGACGCGCACUUGGCCAGGUUCGUAGUGAGCUCGCACAUAAGGCACCACCCCACACAGAAAGGGACCACACUAGAUGAAAAUAAUGAAGACGACAACUCGCUGCCUCAAGAUAUGCUUAAGAAGUACAUAGUGUACGCCAGAGAGAAUGUACAUCCUAAAUUACAGAACAUGGACCAAGACAAAGUGGCGAAAAUGUAUAGUCAGUUGCGACAGGAGUCCCUCGCCACCGGCAGUCUUCCAAUCACCGUCAGACAUAUUGAAUCUGUGAUCCGCAUGAGCGAGGCGCACGCGCGGAUGCACCUGCGCGCGCAGGUCAACGAGGAUGACGUCAACCUCGCCAUCCGCACCAUGCUCGAGAGCUUCGUCGACACGCAGAAGUACAGCGUCAUGCGGGCCAUGCGACAGACAUUCCAGAAGUAUCUCUCCUAUAAGAAGGAUCACAGCGAACUGCUUUACUACAUUCUACGGCAGCUGACCAUAGACCAAUUAGCCUACAUGCGAGGCCUGCACAACUACUCACAGUCCACCAUCGAGAUAUCAGAGAGAGACCUCUUGGAGCGAGCGAGACAGAUCAAUAUAACGGAUUUAAAACCGUUUUACGGUAGCCGGAUAUUUCAAAUGAAUAAUUUCGUGUUUGAUGCCAAGAGGAAGGUUAUUGUACACACAUUGCCAGAAGUGCCUACAUCUGCAUAGAGGUUUUAAUUAAUAAAGUGUUUUUCGUAUAAUCAUAAUUAUGAUCGAGAAUUGUCGGUUUUUAUUCUGAAAAUGUGGAAACUUGUUGAAAUAUUUCAUCAUUUUCAGCUAUGUUCCCACUGCUGGGUCACAGGCCUCAUAUGAGGGUUCAGGUCAUAAUCGACCAAGCUGAUCAAAUAUGAUUUGAUCAAAAUGUUUGUGGUGAAUCGUUUUUAUUACACUUAGAUAAAUAGCUGUCAGUUUGUCGUAAACUAUUCAUACAAAAAUUCUUCAAACGUUUUUUAUUCAUAUUAACGUUUAAGUGUUUAUGAAUAAGUAAUUUUUUAAAAAUAUCACCGAUUCCGAAUGUAGUUAAAUAACAAGUACGUACAAUAUAACCUUCCUCCUUUUUUGAGAUUGGUUGAAAACAGAAAAUAAAUUCAUUGGCUGCUGGUAACUGUCCUAUCACCUAAUAUAUAGGUCCUCGGACUUAAAUCGGCGUUCAAGGACAAGCCACAUUCUCAUUUUCAAUUUAUCUGCGUAUGUUUAAACAAGACUGCUCAACACGGUGAAGGAGAUCAUCGUGAGGAAACCGGCGACUGUGUCCCAGCAGUGGGAACAUAUAUGGGCUGAUGAUGAUUAUGAAUGAUGAUGAACUGUCCUAAUGAUUUGCUGAUUAAUUAACCGGUGUUCGUAUAAUACCUAAAUAGUUUAAUAUUGUGUCAAAUAUUUGAUUUCUUUAACCAAUUCAAACACUUACUCGUAUUUUAUAAAUUAAUUGUAUAAAUAAAUUCCUGUGAACCCUGAAUUAUUGUACUCCUUUUCCCAUUUUGUUCUCUUAUAUCUUUAUAAUAAUAAUUUUAACAUGAUUGUAUGAAGAUGUGCCUAAAAUCUACAAAAUUGUAAUUUAAGUAAUAAAAAAAAUUACCCGCCUAUAAAAAAUUACUAAAUAAAUAAGUCUUGUAAACAUCACACAUCGAAAUAAGGUAAAUAUACUGGUAUGAGCUUGAAAUCGGUUUGGUUAAAAAGUUCAAAUGCCAAAUCAAUAUUUUAAAAUAAUUGAGACGGCAGUAUUGAUCUAUUGCAUCAUUUUUUCAAGACGCUUGUUUUUAAAGUAGUUUAAUGAAUUGGGUCACAUAAAUUUAACAUUUAAACAUAUUAAAUGUUUUAUUUUUUUGGGCUUUCUUAUAAAAUUGUAUAAAAAUUAAAAAUAUCUCGAUAUCGUAAUGUUGCUUGGCCUUUUUUAAAUAUGUGUUAAUUUUAUCAUGUUUGAUGUAUUAAUAAAUGUUUUGUAGUUAGAUAUAGUUUUAAGGGUUAGUUAUUAUUUGAUUUAAUUGUAAUUUUAUAGUUAUUUAGCGAUUUUGUCUUUGAUUAUUUAUCAUCGAAAGAUCUGUGAAUAUUUCCCACCUCUUUGAAUCGUGCCUUAUAAAGUACAAAGUUUUGAAUUUAUACAUUUUGCGGGUUCAAAUUUGUAACUGAUCAAUGAAUAAUUGAACGUAUUUUUGUAAUGUUGUAUGGAAAUAAAUUGAUUUUGAAA
Molecule: messenger RNA, 4315 nt
Organism: Zerene cesonia (dogface butterfly)
Lineage: Eukaryota; Metazoa; Arthropoda; Insecta; Lepidoptera; Pieridae
Gene: Mcm2
Product: DNA replication licensing factor Mcm2
Exons: 15
Coding region: 157-2799 (880 amino acids)
Biological process (GO): DNA replication; double-strand break repair via break-induced replication; mitotic DNA replication initiation
Cellular component (GO): nucleus; MCM complex
Molecular function (GO): single-stranded DNA helicase activity; ATP binding; single-stranded DNA binding
Source: RefSeq, a predicted model, not a curated record